Molecule: messenger RNA, 1251 nt
Organism: Ixodes scapularis (black-legged tick)
Lineage: Eukaryota; Metazoa; Arthropoda; Arachnida; Ixodida; Ixodidae
Exons: 2
Coding region: 1-1251 (416 amino acids)
Source: RefSeq, a predicted model, not a curated record
AUGCCCGAACAUCUGUCUGUGCGGUGUCACGAAGCCAGCACUGCCACUGGACCUGGAAACAGUGCGGAGUCAACACCUGAUGCCACGCUCGAAGAUGUGUGUGUGCGGCGCCACGCUUGUUCCGGCGAUCACAACUAUUCAGCUGUAUCGCCACGACAGCACAGGGAUCUUCUGCGUACCACUAGGCGGAAGCUGCAGAGAGCGAGAAAAUUGCUUAAGCAGGCAAAAAAGAAGGUCAACAGAAAGACGGCCAGGAUAAAGAAGUUGAACGUCCUUCUCCGAGAACUGAGAAGGAGGCUUCCUGGCUCAGCAGUCAACAUUGUUGACAACAUCUUCACAGACACGAUGCGCAACCUUGUCCUGAGGAGAUCCAGGAAACCAAACAACAUGUACGCAGAGUAUGUGCGCAAGUUUGCCCUCACGGUGCACUUUUACUCGGCAAAAGCAUACAAGUUUCUGCGGAAGCACGUCAGGCUGCCACACCCGAGUGCUCCUCGCAAAUGGGCAGCGGUGAUCGAUGGAAACCCAGGCUUCACCAUGGAGUCAUUCAACAGAGUAACACAAGAAGUCCAGAAGGGACGACUUCUAGUCAGCUUGAUGGUUGACGAGAUGAGCAUCAAGAAACAAGUCGAUUGGGAUGGCAAAGAGGUCAUCGGGUACUGUGACCUGGGCCACGGCAUCCUAAACAACGACUGCGUCGCCUAUGCCAAGCAUGCACUUGUGUUUCUGGCGGUCGAGUCAACAAAAGCUGCAAAAUCCCAUUGGGCUAUGCCCUCAUCGACGGCCUGGACGGAAACAUUCGGGCCAACCUUGAGGGUGUAUGGACUCUUGGAUGCCUGCCACAUGCUCAAACUAAUGCGCAACCUGCUCGCCGAGAAGCAAUGCAUCAGGAAUGGGGCAGGUAGGGUCGUCGCCUGGAAAUAUCUCGAGGCCCUGGACAGCCUGCAGCAACAAGAGGGCCGUCAUGCUGCCAACAAGCUGCGCAAGAAACACAUUGAUUUCCAGCGCCAAAAAUUGAAGGUCUCCCUGGCGGCCCAAACACUGAGUCGGUCAGUGAGCUGUGCCUUGUUGUUUUGCAAGGAGAAGGGCAUCCGAGGCUUCGAGGGUGUGGAGGCCACCGCAGAGUUUGCAGCAGCAGUCGACAACAUCCUCGACCUCAGCAACUCCUGUCACCCCCUUGGACGUGGAAGCAAGGCCCCCAUUCGAGCCGUCAACAAGGACGCCAUGCUGAAACGAAUUGACCAGGCUUGA